Molecule: messenger RNA, 1104 nt
Organism: Cornus florida
Lineage: Eukaryota; Viridiplantae; Streptophyta; Magnoliopsida; Cornales; Cornaceae
Exons: 2
Coding region: 1-1104 (367 amino acids)
Molecular function (GO): RNA-DNA hybrid ribonuclease activity; nucleic acid binding
Source: RefSeq, a predicted model, not a curated record
AUGGCUGAACCACCAAUUCUAUCCGCUCCAAAACCCGGGGAGGUUUUUAUUAUGUAUUUGGCGAUUUCUAGUAUAGCGACAAGUGCAGCAUUGAUUAGAAAGGAAGGAAAAAUGCAAUAUCCCAUCUUCUACACAAGUAAGACAAUGACAGAUGCGGAGACACAAUAUAACAAAGCAGAGAAAAUCAUCUUAGCCUUAGUUUAUGCCAAGAGGAAGCUUCGGCAUUAUUUUGAAUCUCACAGCAUUGUGGUACUUACCAACUAUCCUAUACGGGACACUCCCGAAGAGCUGGAACCCCCUGAACCACAGUGGGACCUUCGGAUCGAUGGUUCCUCGAAUCAAACAAGUGCAGGGGUAGGGGUUGUUAUGUCAACACCCGAAGGCACCAAGUUGCAGCAGUCUAUUUGCUUGAAAUUCCCUGCUACGAACACUGAGGCCGAGUACGAGGCGUUACUUGCUGGUCUUCAAUUAGCCAGCAGUUUCCAGGUACGUUGUUUAAAGAUUUUUAGUGACUCACAGCUUGUUAUAAAUAAAGUGACAGGUCAGUAUCAUCCCAAAGAGGAAAGAAUGAAAGCAUAUAAAGAAGCUGUAGAGAAUGUUACACGGGGAUUCGAUCAAAUCGAAUUUUGUCAGGUACCUCGUGUUGAGAAUGCCGAAGCAGAUCAAUUGGCCACAGCAGCGUCAUCCUCAAAUGAAAAUCUGACUUGGAUUGUGCCGAUUGACGUCUUGGACGAGCCCAGCAUUAACCCUCAGCAAGAAGUAAUGGUGAUUCCAGUUAUUCCUCGAGAACCAUGCUGGAUUGAUCCACUGGAAGCCUACUUCAAGCAUGGAAUUCUUCCAAACCAGAAGCCCGAAGCACGGAAGCUCCGACUCACCGCAGUUAAAUAUGCCAUCAUUAACAACCAGUUAUACCGGAAGUCAUUUUCAGGUCCUUACCUGAAAUGUUUAAGCCCUACUGAGGCUCUUGUGGUGUUGAAACAAAUCCAUGAUGGAGAUUGCGGCAACCAUUCUGGGGGUAGAUCCCUUGCACAUAAAGUUCUAACUCAAGGCUACUUUCUGGCCGUACUUGGCCCGGAAUGCAGAAGAGUAUACUCGAAGAUGUGA